This is a messenger RNA of Exophiala bonariae, 1626 nucleotides long. RefSeq lists its product as uncharacterized. Gene Ontology annotation, cellular component: nucleus. NCBI's taxonomy places the organism in Eukaryota, Fungi, Ascomycota, Eurotiomycetes, Chaetothyriales, Herpotrichiellaceae. Gene Ontology annotation, biological process: negative regulation of gene expression via chromosomal CpG island methylation. Bases 1 to 1626 code for a protein of 541 amino acids. The record is from RefSeq and is a predicted model, not a curated record. Gene Ontology annotation, molecular function: DNA (cytosine-5-)-methyltransferase activity; DNA binding. The transcript has 2 exons.
AUGGAGAAGUUCGUAGUCCGUCUACCGCCAUCAAGAAACAAUACCCGAGGCACAAAUUCCUCUCAAAAUGAUCCUUCUCGAACCAUCGAUCCACAACAAAUCAAUCUGCGCCCUGGAUGGAGUGUUCAGUUGAAAGAUGGGUCGUACCUCCAUAUCAGAUCGUGGAAGACAGACCGCCUCAAUCGAAUCAUCUUCAAGGGCUACAAACUUGUGUAUCCAAACACUGAUGACCAUUGUGUCGAAUUUGAAAAUAAGGAGCUUCUUUGGGUUUCUUACGCCCACCCUAAAGACCAACAGGUGAUCGAGUUUGAGAGAUCGGAGGACGAUGUAGUUCGAAAUUGCCGAAUCAUCUUCACGAAUCAGCCGUAUCAUAACAUGAACUAUGAGCAGGACGCAGGAAGUUCACUCGAGCCACUGUACUUUUGCAGAUGGAAACGCGUUCUGCCUCUAGCUUCUGAAAUGUAUCGCAGAAGAAAAGAAGGUACCAGACACCUGAGAGGCAGUGUCGAGCAUCUAAAACCAUCAGAUUCCAUGUGCGGUCAUCGUCUUCAGAAGAGCGGAGCUCUGGUGCCAAUUCGGAUCGGUGACAAAGAGGUCCGAGAAAUCUGGCGUGGGGUUGGUGUCACAGCUCUGGGUGGAAGUCAUCAAGAGCACAUUUUUGAUGACAUAACCAUGAAGCAGUACACAAUAGCGGACUGUUGUUGCGGUGCCGGUGGUGCUUCUCAGGGUGCACUCGACGCAGGUUUGAAAAUCAAGUGGGCGUUCGAUAUGGAUCGAGAUGCGAUGGCUACCUAUACCAAGCGCUUUUUUAAUCGUUGUGGUACUGAAUGUCGACUGGAGAAUUGUGCCGACUUCCUCAGGCAUGUAAUGCGCGACCCACGUCCAUAUCUUGUUGACAUCAUGCAUGUGAGCCCUCCUUGCCAGCCUUUCUCACCAGCAAAUACAACACCAAAUGCGGAGAAGAACGCGGCCAACCUUGCUACUUUUACCACGGUAGAAGAUCUCAUCCGUCUUACUCGCCCUCGAAUUGCAACAGUGGAGGAAUCCGAUGGUCUGGAGAAGGAAAAACAUCGAGACUGGUUUAUUAAGCUUAUCUCAAUGUUUACCGGCUUAGGAUAUAGCGUUCGAUGGGCGGUUCUGAAGUUGAGUGAAUAUGGAGUGCCACAAACGCGUACACGACUCAUCAUGAUUGCUGCUGGCCCAGGUGAACAGCUUCCAUCACUGCCCAUGCCAACCCAUGGCAAUGGCAGCCACCUACAUCCACUGCCAUCUAUUCGAGAUGCUAUUUCAAAUAUUCCCUUCGGCUUGCCAGAUCAUAAUGUCAACAGUGCACAUUCAAUCGCCAAGAAUCCGUUUAAUCCAGAGACUCUAUCAGGCACUAUUAAGUGCAGUGGAAACAGCGAGAAGGUUUAUCAUCCAGACGGCCAGAGACUCUAUACGACAUGCGAAAUGAAGCUAAUCCAAACCUUCCCACUUGAUUUCAAGUUUAUUGGUGGAAAGACGUCGCAGAGCCGACAAAUCGGUAAUGCGGUACCUCCGCUUGCAGCAAAAGCGUGGUUCACGGAGAUCAAAGAGUCGCUAGCGACAGCAGAUGAGCGGGAGGUUGCGAGCAAUGGUAACAUCUAG